Molecule: messenger RNA, 603 nt
Organism: Aspergillus fijiensis CBS 313.89
Lineage: Eukaryota; Fungi; Ascomycota; Eurotiomycetes; Eurotiales; Aspergillaceae
Product: Rab family GTPase
Exons: 3
Biological process (GO): exocytosis
Cellular component (GO): recycling endosome
Molecular function (GO): GTPase activity; GTP binding
Source: RefSeq, a predicted model, not a curated record
GUUGUCCUCAUUGGAGACUCCGGUGUUGGAAAGUCCAACCUCUUGAGUCGAUUUACUCGCAACGAGUUCAACCUGGACUCCAAGUCCACCAUCGGUGUUGAAUUCGCAACCCGCUCCAUCCAAGUCGAUUCGAAGACGAUCAAGGCGCAGAUUUGGGAUACUGCUGGUCAGGAACGUUACCGUGCCAUUACGUCCGCUUACUACCGUGGUGCCGUUGGUGCCUUGCUCGUCUACGAUAUCAGCAAGCACCAAACCUACGACAAUGUCAACCGGUGGUUGAAGGAGCUUCGCGACCAUGCUGACUCUAACAUCGUUAUCAUGCUGGUCGGUAACAAGAGCGAUUUGAGACACCUGCGCGCUGUGCCCACGGAAGAGGCCAAGCAAUUUGCCAGCGAGAACAACCUUUCCUUCAUUGAAACGUCCGCUCUCGACGCAAGCAACGUCGAGCUUGCUUUCCAGAACAUCCUCACAGAGAUCUACCGUAUCGUCUCCAGCAAGGCUCUGGAGGGCGGUGACGCGGGCCAGACCGUCUUGGGCGACCGUCGCGACAUGGUGAGGAUUGAGCAGUCGGAUACCUCCGAGACCAAGCAGGGAUGCUGUUAA